AUGGAUCAACUGCCCGUUCUGCCACCACAUAGCGAAGACGAAGGUCGAGAAAGAGGAUUCUGGGACGACAGCCCUCGUCGGCGGCCUCCUGUGCCUCGUCUGCAUCUGCCUCGCAUGUCUGCCGUGCAUGCUCGGCUGGGCGAACAACAUCGAUCACAAGUGUGGCGCUUGCGGCAAGCCGCUCACGCACAAGCAUCACGACGGCGAGACGCAGGUGGUGGAAGCGGCGAGGGCUGCGGAGGCUGGGCAGAUGGGGCAGGAGGGACAGGCGCCGGUGCAGUAUCAGCAGCCGCAGGUUCCGCAGGCGGUUGUGCAUACGGAGAGGGAUAA
This is a messenger RNA of Saxophila tyrrhenica, 330 nucleotides long. RefSeq lists its product as uncharacterized. The record is from RefSeq and is a predicted model, not a curated record. NCBI's taxonomy places the organism in Eukaryota, Fungi, Ascomycota, Dothideomycetes, Mycosphaerellales, Extremaceae. The transcript has 2 exons. Bases 1 to 330 code for a protein of 109 amino acids.